AUGGGUCGGCUAAAUCCAUGCAAGUUAAUAGUGCUUCUUUUACUAAUUGAUAAAAAUUAUUCUGCGAGUCGAGAAAAACGCGCAGGCGUCAAUUUAUUUACCAGCACUGGAAAGGAUGGCAAUGCUACACUCGGAGAUUACGUAGAUUUCAGUAGCGUGUGGGGACUAGAUUAUGGAAACCCGAAUCCAAAGAUACGAAAAUCCUACGAUUUUAUAAUAGUUGGUGCAGGACCCGCCGGAUGUGUUAUGGCAAACCGAUUAUCGGAAAAUCCCAGUGUAAAUGUGUUACUUUUGGAACUUGGCAAAGCGGAAAUACCCUUAACACAAGACAUUCCGACACUUUUUCUCUACCAACCAAGCACGGAUUAUAACUUUGGAUAUAUAACUGAGCCCCAAACAAAAGGUUGUUUAGGGAUGGAGAAUAGACAGUGUCCGUGGCAUAACGGUCGUGGUCUUGGAGGUUCAAGUAUUAUCAACAAUAUGAUUUACACCCGAGGCAACUUUAGAGACUUUGAUUCAUGGAAUGCAUCCGGAAAUCCGGGAUGGAGUUAUGAUGAUGUGCUGCCGUAUUUCAUAAAAGCCGAAGACGCAAAUCUGCGAGAUUUUCAAUUCAACGGGUAUCAUGGCAAAGGAGGAUAUUUGUCGGUAGAACACUCGCCAUAUCAGACUCUACUACUGUCGGCCCAUAUUGGAGGCGCUCAACGCAUAGGUUUGCCAUAUAUUGACUAUAAUACUAGAAAACAAAUUGGAGCCUCAUACACACAGUUCAAUACGCGACGUGGCAUACGAUGGACAGCUGCUCGAGGUCUUCUGUAUCCCAUUCGAAAAAGGAAAAAUUUACAUGUACUCACCAGAGCAUGGGCAACUGAAGUCAUGAUUGAUGCGAACACAAAAACUGCAUAUGGUGUUCGAUACACUAGGAAUAAGAAUACGUUUACAGUUAGAGCAAAGCGGGAAGUGAUCUUAUCUGCUGGUGCAUUCGAAAGUGCCAAACUGCUUAUGCUUUCCGGUAUUGGUCCUGAAAAACACUUACGUGAUCUUGGAAUUAGGGUCAUACAAAAUUUGCCAGUUGGUGAAACUUUAUACGAACACCCUGGUGCGAUUGGACCGGUUUUUACCGUCAGCAAGCCGAUCGAUGGCAAUAUCAACAUUGACGCAAUGAUCAAUUUACCGAAUGUGGUAAAAUAUCUAUUUGGUAAAGGCCCGUUCACGUCUGCACUUGCUGAAGGGUUGGCAUACAUAAAAACGCCCUUUUCUCCAUAUCCUACGGAACCGGAAUGGCCAGAUGUAGAGUUGAUCGAAGUAGCCAUUCAAACUGGAGACGAUCCUUCCCCCGGUGCCCAGAAUUUUUACCGGCUCGACAAACAGCUUUUAGAUUCGUACUUCAGACCACUGUACAAUGUACGUGCUUUUAUGUAUCUGCCUAUGCUGAUGCAUACACGCACUAAAGGAUCCUUGAAACUAAAAUCAUCGAAUCCAUACGAUCAUCCAAUUUUCAAUUAUCAAUAUUUUGAAGAUGAACGAGAUCUAGAGGCACUAGUUUACGGCAUCAAAGUAAUACUUAACAUUACCAGCCAAAAACCGUUCACCGACCUCGGUGUCAGACUGUACACUAAGAAGGUACCUGGCUGCGAACAGUUUGAGCUUGAUACAGACGAGUAUUGGCGGUGCUACGUUAGAAUAUUAACUUGUACUUAUCAUCAUUAUGUCGGUACUUGUAAAAUGGGACCCGCCACAGACCCUACCGCAGUUGUCGAUUCACGUCUACGGGUGCAUGGAAUGAAGCAACUUCGUGUAGUCGACAUUGGAAUAGUGCCAUCACCUCCGACAGCUCACACGGUUGCAAUCGCUUAUAUGAUUGGCGAUAAAGGAGCAGAUAUGGUUAAAAGUGACAAUGGACUGUGA
Molecule: messenger RNA, 1905 nt
Organism: Sabethes cyaneus
Lineage: Eukaryota; Metazoa; Arthropoda; Insecta; Diptera; Culicidae
Product: glucose dehydrogenase [FAD, quinone]-like
Exons: 2
Coding region: 1-1905 (634 amino acids)
Molecular function (GO): flavin adenine dinucleotide binding; oxidoreductase activity, acting on CH-OH group of donors
Source: RefSeq, a predicted model, not a curated record